Molecule: messenger RNA, 1654 nt
Organism: Cylicocyclus nassatus
Lineage: Eukaryota; Metazoa; Nematoda; Chromadorea; Rhabditida; Strongylidae
Source: the annotation of a GenBank genome assembly
AUGAAGUCAACAAUAAGCGAGUAUCAUCUUCUCAUUGCUCAAAAUUUCCUGUCUAACAUACAGUUGGAUCAAACUCUUACCGAUGCUGACCUGGAGCUUUUUGGUCGCGGAAGGAAGGAGGCUGUUUGUUCAUCGAAGAAUGAUGCGGAGUCAGAAAUAUCCAUUGAAGUGGGCGAGGAUACUUCUUUGCUUGGAGCUGGCAAAAGAAGUGUAAGUGCACAUACCAGUACUGACAGUCCUGGAGUUCUGCGAUUGUCAACGGGGAGAAGUAAACCGCCAAAGAAAGUCUCGAUAUUGGGAAAGAUUGUGAGGUUGAUCAGCACUGAUGAUGUUGUUGGUGAUGAGAAGAGUACCACUGAAGAGAAAAUGUUUGAGUUGAAACCUGUGACGAAGGAUGAGGCAGGACGAUCAGACUCAUUCGAUCGGAGUCCGGAUGAUCGGCCGCUUACGCCAGUGUCAAUCACUCAAUUCUCUUUCCUUCGACGUCUACGAACUUCAAUUGCCAAAUCUGACAGAUCACGGUCCUAUCUGUGUGCGCCAUCAGGGGCUCCAAUUAUUGUAAUUUCACAUUUUCCUUUUCAAUCCACAGCACGUGAUCGAUCACGUCUUCACCGCUCACGAUCCUCUAUUGGAAGUAAUGAGCGCCAAAGCGCUGGGGAUGGAUCUAUUGAAGAAUUACGGCCUUUUGAAUUCAGAGAUGUGGAGUGCAUACGUUUUGAGCAACUUUCGUCCAAGCUCCGCCGAUCAAGUGCAAUGUCUUUUGGUGGUGUAGCUUGGAAAUCUCCUUCUAAGGAAGAAAGAAGGACUAGCGAAGCUCCUGCCAGUGCUGCUCGUGUUGGCCAAUAUCUCAGAGAGGACAGCGAACAGUAUUCCAUCAUCAAACAUACGGAUGUGACUUUUGAUAAUGAUUCAUAUCACUUGGAAGGUGAAGAUACCUUCAAUGAUUAUGAUCCGUUAUUAUUGGAAGAAGUUGCCUCAGCAAACAGAACUGUAAUUCGAACAAAUGGAUUUAUUGGAGUCACAAAACUGUUCGCAAAUUCCCAGGUAAGUAAGGCUACGUUGAAUGAAAGAUUUGCGGAGAAGUUUCCCCACAUUCACCUCACAUAUAGCAAGUUGAGGAGUAUCAAAAAAGAUCUGUGGCUGCUUUCCAAAGAAUGUGAUGUGGAUGAAUACACGCUUGCCCAAGCUUAUGUAUAUUUUGAAAGGAUUGUUUGUAAGGGAUUGAUUUCGAAGUACAACCGCAAAUUCGUUGCUGGUGUAGCUUUCCUUGUUGCUGUGAAACUCAAUGAUUAUAAGAAGCCGGUCAUAACGAAGGUUCUGGAGUGUGCUGAGGAAAAGCUUCGGAUAUCGAGGCGGGAACUGCUUUCUUUCGAGCUCCCUCUAUGCUCAGCACUUGAAUUUGAUCUUUUUCCACCUAUUCAUCACAUAGAACCGCAUCUCAGGAAGAUCAUGUUUGGUGCAUUCUGAAUGCGCUUAGGUAUUUUCGGUAGUCAGUCUUGCUACAAUAUCUCUGUCUUUCAGUUCUCAGAGCUCUGCUUUAUUUCUGCCCCAGGAUUUUUUAAUUAUGUGAUCAGACUGCGAUGCAUCAUCUUUUAGCAUUCUUCGCCUUUUCAUAGUCAGUACACAUUUUCAGUUUGUUUAGCUUCUGAUGGAC